AUGGCUGUGCCUGGGAGCCUGGCUGUGCCUCCUUGCAAAGAGACCCUGCAGCUGGGGGACAGUCGCGAGUCUUUGGGCUACGAUAGUGCUCUGGAGGACGCACAGUGCCCCUACCCACGGGAGAAGGAUCACCCAGGAAAAAGCGCCGAGAAGUCAGCCAGUGACGAGGAUAGCCAAGGAAAAAGCCCCGAGAAGUCAGCCAGGGACGAGGAUAGCCAAGGAAAAAGCCCCGAGAAGUCAGCCGCCGAGGAUAGCCCAGGAAAAAGCCCCGAGAAGUCAGCCACAGAGGAUAGCCGAGGAAAAAGCCCCAAGAAGUCAGCCACAGAGGAUAGCCGAGGAAAAAGCCCCAAGAAGUCAACCACUGCCGGGCCACUUGUCAGCGGACAGAAGCUGAAGGAUCUCUUGAAGGUUCAUGGCAGUUUCAAAGCGCUUGAGAUGCAAGUCCGGAAGAUCAACGUGGCCUCCUAUGCUAAGUCCAAAGGUGGCAGAUGGGUGACAAAGCAUUACUUGACCACAGUGGAGCACUGGACCCCGCCCAGAACUCAGCAUAUGGAUCGGCACUUCAUUUUCAAAGCCCUAUCUAUAUAUGCGACCAUGAGCUUUAAUGUUAAAUUGUGUAAUGAGGAAGAUGGUGCAGGCUGCCUGGACAUGGGCGGCAAACACCAAGAACUUACGACGAAGUUGUGUUCAUGGUGA
This is a messenger RNA of Symbiodinium sp. CCMP2592, 696 nucleotides long. Lineage: Eukaryota; Dinophyceae; Suessiales; Symbiodiniaceae. The record is from the annotation of a GenBank genome assembly.